Molecule: messenger RNA, 6922 nt
Organism: Triplophysa rosa
Lineage: Eukaryota; Metazoa; Chordata; Actinopteri; Cypriniformes; Nemacheilidae
Product: meiosis regulator and mRNA stability factor 1
Exons: 25
Coding region: 68-4783 (1571 amino acids)
Biological process (GO): post-transcriptional gene silencing
Cellular component (GO): peroxisome; cytoplasm
Molecular function (GO): CCR4-NOT complex binding; mRNA base-pairing post-transcriptional repressor activity; RNA nuclease activity
Source: RefSeq, a predicted model, not a curated record
GCCACCGGUCACACGGUAGAAUCGUUUCCAGGGAGACGCCUGGAGGCGGCUCGAGACGAUAGAUUUCAUGGCGGUUCAUAAGCCGAUCCUGGAGCUGAAGGAUGUUCCUCCUCCUCUUCACAGCACUGCCCCACCACAGCCCCUCCCAUUUCCCCACCCAAGUCUCCGCCCUUUGCAAGAUCCGCAGCCAGGCAGCCUCACAGUAAGCGUGUGUUCCCGCUGUGAAGCCACCGUCCAUCAGCAGCAGGACUCCAGCAGUGGCACGGGUGGAGGGUUUCCUCUCUAUCUCUCUCACUCACAAACAGACACUCACGCCGCCCCUCACCCCUCGUCUCUUGCCCCACCGCGGGGCACUGGUACGCCGCUGCAGACGCCCGGGAGCUUCGAGCAGCCCUCUGCGGUGCCCUGCUGCCACGUGCACUGCUGCACUGCGGCUCUGAGACCACUGCACGUCUGUCCUUCCCUGUCUAAAGUCCCGGGCGUCUGUCGCUGUUGCCGAGACCCCAGAGCGCAGCAGCACCCGUUUUCACUCGCUGACCCACCCACACACCACACGUUCCACGCCGGUGCCGAAUGCGCUCCCCUGUGUAUGAAGGGUGCUCAGGGUUUUCACGACUGCUGGAGAAAGAAUUUCAAUGUCGAGUCUGAGAAGGUUUGGCCGAACAUUCCCCUGCCCGUUCCUAUGCCAAUGUGUAACGGAUGUGGGGUGGCAGGAACGUCCGAGGGCCUGCUGGGUGCCCACCUCAACAAACCCACCCAGAAAUAUGGUGCCCCAGAGAGCUGCGGUCAGGACUUGCUGCCCCCGGUUGGAGUUUUCUGGGACAUCGAGAACUGCGCGGUACCCAGCGGACGGUCUGCGGCGACUGUGGUGCAGAGACUCCGGGAGCGUUUCUUUCACGGGCAUCGCGAGGCCGAGUUCAUCUGUGUGUGUGACAUCAACAAAGAGAACAAAGCCGUCAUCCAGGAGCUGAACAACUGCCAGGUGACAGUCGCCCACAUUAAUGCUACGGCCAAAAACGCAGCGGAUGACAAACUGCGGCAGAGUCUGCGGCGGUUUGCCGAGACGCACGCGGCACCCGCCUCCGUCAUCGUUGUCUCUUCUGAUGUGAACUUUGCCAGCGAGCUGAGUGACCUGCGGCAUCGGCAUGGCUUCCAGGUGAUUCUGGUUCACAAGAGUCAGGCCUCGUCCGCUCUGCUGCAGCACGCCCACCUGUGCGUUCUCUUCGAGGAGUUUGUGUCGGACCUUCCGCCCGGCAUGGUGGUGAAAUCUCAGCCCAGUUUCAGCCUUCUGUUUGUGCAUCACCUCCCCACUCAUCGUGACGCCAAAGCCGUCGCCAACCGCCUGCAGCGGCUGUCCAAUAACUGCGGCGGAAAAGUGCUGGGUGUGUCCGGCAGCUGCGCUGUGCUGCGGUUCGCCAGCGCCGACGCUGCCGAGCGCGCCCGCAAGCGCAUGGACAACGAAGACGUCCUAGGCCACCGCAUCACGGUGUCAUUCUCCCCUGGCGGGCCCGGGGAGGAGGAGGUGCGCCAGCCUCCCACCUCGUCCUCCUCUUCAGUCUUCCUACCCGUGGAGAAGCCGCGGUCGCCCCGUCGGCACCGCCGGGCGGCACGGCAGGGGGACCGUGUCCCGGACCGCCUGUGUAGCACCGGGAAAGCAGGCCACGCCUCCUCGUGCAGCCCUGCGAUGAAACCCCUCCCCCAGGCGAUGUGUGGUGUGGUCCGACCUGCGUCUGCCUCGCCUCAGAGUCACGGCCUUCCGUCUGCGCCCGGCAAACCCUCGGACCUGCUUCAGCGCUCCUGGAGGCGAGAUUCUCCCGGCCCAACGUUUCAGGUCAGCACUCCUUCAGCGUUCAGUAAACUCAGUUUGCACUGUAGCUUCAGUCCAGCGCUUCUCUCUCAGAGCUCGUGGUCAUCUCGGAGUGUUUCCCCGUGCCUGUCCAAUCGCUCGUCUCCGCUCAGCGUGCCAUCGUCUAGCAGCUGCGGCGAGGGUCCGUCUGAGCCGUUCUCUGAUGGGGCUGAUGUGCAGGUCACGAACCUGGACUACAGAAUGUCUCGCAAAGACCUGCAGCACAUACUGCGAGAUGCCUUCGCUAAACAUGGCAGAGUGAAGAGCGUGGAUCUCAGUCCACACACGGACUAUCAGCUGAAGGCGUGUGUACACAUGAGCUCGCUGCAGCAGGCCAUCGGCGCCGUCAGUCUGCUUCAUCGCUACAAAAUCGGCAGCAAGAGGAUUCAUGUGUCGCUCGUCACCGGAGCCAAUAACAAACCGCUCACCUGCCUGAGCUCGCAGAUCGCCAGUGUCCUGCAGGACGCACCUGCCAAGUGCCUCCCGCUCUACAAACUCACGGAGACCUUCGAGAGAAAGUUUGGACGUAAGCUGGCGGUGAGUGAUUUAUACCGUCUGCCGGAGCUGUUGUGUGUGCGAGAGCAGGCCGGCGGGCGACUCGUCUGUCUGCUGUCCAGCACUCACGCUCGACAGAGUCCGUUAGGAUCGGCACACUCUCACGACGGAUCCAACAACACCAGUCCGGUUCUGUUUGAGGAGCUGGAGUACCACGAGCCCGUCUGCAAACGACACUGGACUCAACAGGACUUCAGUGAAUCUGACUUUGAUCCAGACGCCCACAUCAUCCCGUUUGUUCAGGUGUCUCUGAAAGUUCUGGCUGCUCAUGUGCACACUUUACUGCAGACUCAUGAGGGGACUAUACCACUGCUCAGUUUCCCAGAAUGCUAUGCAGCAGAGUUCAGUCCUCUGACUGUUGUGGAGGAGGGAAAGGUGGAUGGCAGUGUCCCAUUGGAGCAUCUCAUCACCUGCAUCCCUGGAGUCACCAUAGUAACGGCUCAGAACGGCUUUAAAAUCAUCAAAUGGAUUCAUAACAAACCCCCCCCACCCAAUGCAGAUCCGUGGCUACAGCAGCGCAGUAAGAGUCCGGUUGGGAAUCCUCAGCUGAUUCAGUUCAGUAGAGAGAUGGUGGAUCUGAUGAAGAAUCAGCCGGCCUGUUUGAUGCCCAUCACAAAGUUCAUUCCAGUGUAUCAUCAUCAUUUCGCCAAGCAGUGUCGAGUGUCCGACUACGGUUACACAAAACUUCUGGAGCUGCUGGAGGCCAUUCCUCACGUGCUGCAGAUCCUGGGUUUGGGCUCCAAACGCUUGUUGACGUUGACUCAUCGCGCUCAGGUCAAACACUUCACUCAGGAUCUGCUGAAGUUGUUGAAGUUUCAGGCCAGUAAGCAGGUGCUGAUCAGCGACUUCUCUCAGGCCUAUCAUUGGUGUUUCUCCAGGAACUGGCAGGUGGUGGAUUACGGCAUGUGCGAUCUGAUGGACCUGUUGGCCGAGAUCCCAGACACCACCAUCACCAUCUCUCUGCAGGAGUCCGACACGCUCAUCUCUGUACCCAAGAGAGAGCGCACGGCGGAAGAAGCGGAACGUACGCGGCAGUUCGGGAAGGAGGUGGUAGAUCUGCUGAGACAUCAGCCUCACUUCCGCAUGGCCUUCAGCAAAUUCAUCCCCACCUAUCACCACCACUUCGGACGUCAGUGCAAGCUGUCCUACUACGGCUUCACCAAACUCAUGGAGCUCUUCGAGGCCAUUCCAGAUGUUCUUACGGUGUUGGAGUGCGGGGAGGAGAGGCUGUUGACUCUGACGGAGAUGGAGCGCGUCAAAGCGUUAGCCGCUCAGCUGGUGAAGUUACUUCGAGCUCAGAGAGACUCGGCACUGCCUGUCAGUCAGCUGCUGAGUGAAUACAGUAAGACGUUUGGAUACGCUCUCCGCCUGCAGGACUAUGAUGCCAGCACUCUGCCUGAACUGCUCAACAAACUCUGCCAUGUGGUGAAGCUAGCAGAUGAUCACGAUGGGAAAGAGGUUCAGCUGAUUAACAGGAAGUCACUGCGUGCCUUGACGUCGCAGCUGCUGGCACUGAUGAUGUCACUUCCUGAGGAACGUGAUUAUCUUGGGGUAGAGGAGCUGAGGAAGAGGUACGAGCUCAUUUACGAUGCUCCGCUAAACCCCUCCGAGUACGGCUUCAUCUCGCUUGGCGAGCUGCUGAAGAGUCUUCCUUACCUUCUGCAGCUGUCUGAGGAUGAGGACGGUGACGGCGAAGAGCAUGUGAGGUUGACCAGACUUUAUCAAUUUGCCCGUAGCGUUCGUGCGCUGCUGCACACGUACCAUUAUAAUCAGAUCUUCCUGUCUGAGUUCUGGGGGGCGUUCUGUAAAUACACCGGCAGAGAGUUCAAUCCUCAGACUUGCGGCUAUAAGACUCUAGACGAACUGCUGGCUGCCAUACCACAAGUGAUCUGGAUCAAAGGUCACGGGCAUAAAAAGAUCAUCGUUCUGAAGAACGACAUGAAAGCUCGUGGUAGUCCUGUGCUUACUGAAGAGAAGAAUCCCUGUCCUGAGGAGAAGAACCGAGCUGUGGACAGUCCGACCAGCAGUGAAAUGGAGCUACUGUGUUUGGGUCCCGGUUCUCCCGUGGAUCUGUUGUGCGGUCCUGUUCCGUCAUGUCUCCCGUCUCCUCAGCUGCGCCCCGACCCGGUGCAGGUGCAGCCUGCGGAUCUGAUCCACUUUGAGACCCAUUCACACAGUCAGUCUGAACAAGAGCCGGUUUACGAUCAUCAGCCGCGGUCGGUCAGAGAUCAUCACACACCUUCACACGCAGACAGUGGUCACACUGCCUGCGAACCGCCGGAGUCCCAGACAUGUUUCACAGACAGUCCCGGUCGCAGAGCGGCACGCAACAGAGUUAAACUAGCGGCUAAUUUCUCCUUCACAGCCGCCCGGCCAGUCUAAAGCUUCUGCACGCCUCCACAUACAUGUCCCUCGAGCAGUACUCGUGUGUUUAAGGGGUUAAAAGAGUUUUCAUGAGUAAAUGUUCUUUUGUCAGACUUUGAGUUAGCUGGAAUGAUGUUGCUCUGGAAACUCAUCGCUGCUCCUCCUGAUGUUUCUCAAAUGAGCUGAUUGAGGUUUCUUCAUCAAACUGGAGCUUCUCUGUUUUAUGGAGACAUUAUUUGGUUGCGUGCAGCACAUAGACUUUAUGUUGAUGAAGGUGGGCUUCAGGUCUGAUGUUUGUAGGCGUCUAUAGAUGAUCGGGUCUCGCACGUUCUUGUUUUUUUUUUUUUUUAACUCUGAACAGGAGGCUUUUUUAAUCUGAUCGUACGUGAUAGUUCCUCUGUUCACUGGAAGCGGUCUGAAAUCCAUUAAGUUCUGAAUCGUGUUUAUUGAAUCUCAAACAGGAAUGUUUCAUUUAAAAUGUCUCGUCUGGAUAUUAGAGGAUGUCCACACUUAAAGUCUGAAAGGUUGAGUUAUGUUGUGCAGGAUAACGUCCACACACAGUUAAAACCUUUUGAGAAGUCCAGCGGUCAGAAGAGUGACCUCGGCAGCAAGUUUUCCAGAUGUUUCUCAGUGCCAGAAGUUGCGUUAAAAGUUCUAUGCAGGUUGUGCAUAAACCCAUGUUUGACAAGCGUGCGUUUUUCUUUUUUGUGUUAUCUGGAAGUAUGGUAUGAAUUCAGCCUAGCUGCUCCUCUUCCAAGGUUUUUCUCUCUAACCUUGAGUUUCUCUUUUUUUUUUUUUGCUCGUUGUUCUUGAUGUCUACAAACUGCCGAUCAUGUUAGACCUGUGGUGACACUCUGAGGUUCUGUUUACCUGAGCCGAGCUUUUACAAUAGCUUGUAUUAGUCUUGGCGGCGCGACUGAGAGACGUCAGCGUUAAAUGUGCGUUUGGACCCGACGAACUGCAUGCGUCAUGAGCAAACGCUUGGAAAAACAAAUGUCUAAACGCAAAAGAGUUUGUCACAUCAUUCUGAGCAUGUGCUGUUGAAGAUGUUUGUUUCAUCCAGGUUGAGGGUUUUUUAUUGGCUCCAGAUGAUAACCUUUCAGUUUAAAUGUUUUUGUAUGGUACCAGUUAACUCGGGUGAAGGAAGUUUGUCUUUAGACGAUGAAGUGUUGUUUUUCUAUGCAUGUUUGCAUAACUCUUACCUCUCGUGGUGUUGGACGGAUGUUAGAUUUGUUAUACGGAACAUUUAUCAGGUGUUGAAACCACGGCAGAAAUGUGAUGUGUGUCACUAGAUCUGUGUGUCUAGCCAUUUUUGUGCUUGUGUGUUUUGUUUCUCCAUUUAUCAACACAGUUUUACAGUCUUCGUGUCUGUAAUUCUCUCAAGCCGCUCAUACAUGACCCCAAUGAGUUCAGAUGAAUCCUGAUUUACACUUUGGUUGAAUUUCCGUUUAUGUGAAAAUGAAAUGAAGUCAAGUGAUCAAGACACUGGAGGUCUUGGUUUAUGGUUUUAGGCUCCACUAGAUAAUCCUUUUAGGACUUUUAUUUUUGUGGAAUGACCAAAUGAUUUCUGUUAUAUGUAAUAAAUAUCACGAGCAUCAUCUGGUGUCCUGCUUUAUAUGGUCUUUGGUCUUUCAUACGGGUGGAUCCUUUAUCAGACACACCUGACUGAUGAAUUAAAUCAUUAUAUGUGUAACGAUUACUAUAGAGACGGAGCGCAUUUAGGCCACGCCCACACCGGGACAAUCCAUUGACUUUCUGUUGCGGGAAGCUGCCUCCUUGUCAUUUCUGACUUAUAACAAAAACAGAACGACAUUUAACAACUGCCGUGUGACAAGGUGAACAAUAAACAAGAUAAUGACGCGUUGCGCUGUCUCGUUUUGAUAAUUGGUCUAUGUUGAUGCAGGAAGUUGAAUGCAACAGACCAUAAUCCGUGUAUCAUUCGUUCAGUCGUUUUGUGAUUUAAAAUUGAAAGUUGAAAAAUUAGAAAACGGCUCCUUUUUUUUCCAAAAACAAGAAUUCAGCUCGAUCGUUUUUCGUUCAGGAAUAGAAAAAUGAAUAAACAGCUUGAAUAUUCUUUCUCUAAAUGUGGGCGGGAAUGAAACUCCCCAUUCUGCUGAUUGGUCAGCUGAAGAUCAGCGGGCCGUUGUGCGUUUUUUU